AUGGAGUCAAAAUAUUCAAUCAGAAAAUUCUCAGAAAACUCUACGGUGAAAAGGCCGAAGGAGUUAGGCUGUUUUUCGAGAAAUAUUGAAAAUGAUAUCACGAUAGAUGAUUCCCAGCUUAGUUACUAUUACCUUUCAGACGCCGAUUUGAACACUCCUGAUGGAAUAGACUUGAGUGGAGGCUUUUCCUCUUUUAAGGCAAAUCCAAAACUAGACUACGGUGACUUUACUGGUCUUCUUAGGUGCAUAAUGAACUACGAAAUUGAGCACAACAAAAAAGUAUCAGCUAAAUUGAUUACCUGGAGAGGAUUAUUGAAAACAUUAAUGCUUCUACCAUACGAAAACCGAGACAGACUCGUUUACAACAUAGUUGUCUUUGAUCGUCAGCUUUUCAUGCAAUCUGACAUUGAAUUUAGAAGAGAGGCCGAGAGUGUGACUCCAAAUGAUAUCCAAAGGAAAUUUAUGUAUUCCGGCUACAAGUUUGAAAAAAUUGCGACUCUUCCCAAGCCUUGGGCUAAAUGCACAAGAAAGGAGAUUGAAAAGAGAAAUAAGUUAGAAGUAAACAAUAUUGAGCAAUAUGGUAUAGUGGUGAAGACAACCAUUGGAUCGACUCCUCUGCUCCUCGGUGCGGAGGUAGAUUGUGUCUGGGAUUUCAAACCAAACGACGGAUCUUCACCAUUAGCUCAUUAUGUUGAGUUAAAAACCACUGGACCACUGAAUGACCCAGGCAAGGUAUUCAACUUCGAAAACAAACUGUUGAAAACAUGGGCGCAAUGUUUCUUGGUGGGUAUACCAAGAAUAAUUUAUGCGUUCAGAGACGCAUCGCUGAAGAUUAGGAGCAUUGAAGAGUUCAAAACCGAGGAUAUACCUCUGAUGAUCAAGAAUAAUCCUAUAUCGGUACAAAGACAGCAGCAGAAUCCUAAUGUAAGAAUUGUUAACAAAUCGAUGCAAUCCAUCAAGUUUUUGAGUGGUAUUCUCAGCUGGUUGGAGGAAAGCAUACCUAUUGACGAUGAAACCAAGACCUAUAGGUUAGAGUUUGACCCAAGCAAGAAUAGUAUGUUUGUGAAUUUGCUCGAGAAUGAUGAAGAAACCACCAAAAAGUUACAGUCUCCAUACGAUGGUGAGAAUGGUGGAAUGCUAACAGAAGAAUUCAAGUUAUGGAGAGAAAAAUUAAAUGUCUCAAGUAAAUAA
Pichia membranifaciens NRRL Y-2026 is the source of this 1191-nucleotide messenger RNA. RefSeq lists its product as hypothetical. Gene Ontology annotation, cellular component: nucleus; cytosol. Bases 1 to 1191 code for a protein of 396 amino acids. Gene Ontology annotation, biological process: NAD-cap decapping; nuclear-transcribed mRNA catabolic process. The transcript has a single exon. The record is from RefSeq and is a predicted model, not a curated record. Gene Ontology annotation, molecular function: mRNA 5'-diphosphatase activity. NCBI's taxonomy places the organism in Eukaryota, Fungi, Ascomycota, Pichiomycetes, Pichiales, Pichiaceae.